UUGAAAAAUUUACGACGUCUAAAUUUGGACAAUAAUGUACUUUCUGAUAUAACAUGCGUAUGUAAACUUAAGACAUUAAGAGAAUUAAGAGUCAAUAAUAAUUUCUUAGGAACAUUAACAAUGGACAUUGGAAAAUUAACCAAGUUGCGAUUAUUAUAUUUAGACAAUAAUCAACUUGUAACUUUACCUUCUUCAAUCGGUCGAUUAAAAUCUUUAUGUGUAUUACGUUUAAACAACAAUAAUAUCGAAGAUCUACCAUUAUCAGUAUGUUCAUUGCGUCAGUUAAAAGUUUUAGAAUUGAAGUCAAACUUAUUAACACAAUUACCAGAGAACAUAAGAGAAUUGGAAAGUUUAGCAAAACUUGAUGUACGGGAAAAUGGUUGUUUGCUGGAGGUAGUAUCAUGA
Molecule: messenger RNA, 405 nt
Organism: Scutellospora calospora
Lineage: Eukaryota; Fungi; Glomeromycota; Glomeromycetes; Diversisporales; Gigasporaceae
Source: the annotation of a GenBank genome assembly